Messenger RNA from Theileria equi strain WA, 480 nucleotides. RefSeq lists its product as hypothetical. The record is from RefSeq and is a predicted model, not a curated record. The transcript has 3 exons. Bases 128 to 460 code for a protein of 110 amino acids. Lineage: Eukaryota; Apicomplexa; Aconoidasida; Piroplasmida; Theileriidae.
AGUUGGAGUUGAUGCUUGAAGAUGAAAUUCAUUCACUCAAUGAUAUAGUGUAAGAUAUACAUUUUAAUUGGACCAGGUUUUCACUUUAACUCUACUAUGUUCUUAGCGCAAAUAAUCGGUCGUUCAUAUGGAGCCCCUUGAGCAGUUGCGGAGUCAAGAUUCUUUCAGAUAUCUUGGAGUAAACGUUUCCAUUACUAUGAUCACUGGAGAAGUUUUGACCGGCGAAUUAUACUGUAUGGAUAUGCAAAAGGGCCAAACAAUUGUCAUUAAGUCAAAGGAUACUCCUGAUUCUUCAUCUAUUCACAUUAUAAGAGCUACAUCGAUAAAAAAAUUCGAGGUGUUUGGUCGCCUGAAUGAAUCGCUCUACGACAUUCCACGCAUAAAUUAUGACGAUCUAGCAUAUUUUAAACCGCUAGUGGUUAAACACAACGAGGAAAAUCACAGCAGACGUAAUCAUUGAUUUUAAAUUAUCUAAAAGAU